GUGUGGCUGCUGCCGGAAUUCUCCGCCAUAUGCAGUCUGACUGGAUACUUACCCAGCCAAAGCAUGGUGCCAAAACAUCUUCUUACGGUGCUUCUGUUUACCACCUCUUUAAGCAUGUUGGAAUGUAGCUUUAGUGGGGUGAAAUCAGUUCUGACUGGUAUAAAGGGCAUAGUGCGAGCAAGCACGCGUCAUCGUCUAAAAGACUAUAAAGAAGGUUCCAUCGCAAAAUUCCUCUGCACGAAAGAGCCGAUAUGGUUAUAUAACAGCACCGGACGCCCAGACCGUGAUUGCGAAGUGGAUCAAACGAUGAACAUAAACGAAACUUCCGUUCUCCUGUUGCGAUCACUUUACCAAAACGGCACGAAAACGUCUAUCAACCUAAUGGGGACAUUUCAGCUGCAUAAUCCGAAGCGCAUGUUUCUUCAUAUUCCAGAUAUGCCUGACAGCCUGACUGAAAACAUGGAGUAUCUAAGCACGAAGUUGAGAUGUGCGAUACUUAGGAUCACACUUCCAGGCCACCACGCUGUUUAUGACCUCCUAGUUCGAAAUUCCUCUAUUGAGCGAGGCCCUAGUAGACGCUGUAUUAAAGAAUUUGCUAAGUUCACGAGCACGUCAUUACGUAUGUAUCAACCACAUUGUCAAAACAUACUUCUCCAAAGGAUGGAACCAAAAUUCACCAUUGUUACAACAACCAAACCGACAAAGACGCAUCUUCGUUAGAUUAUUCUUGCCACUGCGUCGAUAUGACUACGCUGGCGUCGUUGGAGGCUGAUAGGAAGUAUUAUACCUAUGCAGCGUCUAUCUUCACAUUCAAGGCAUCAAACUAGACGAGAAUACCUGAAUACAUGAAAUCCAUUUUUUUCUUCUCUUGCUACGCAAUAAAUCGUGUGAUGAUGCAACUUGUACAAACAAAUUAAUUUUGAACUACUACAUCGCACGUCAUGUCGCCUUCA
Dermacentor albipictus is the source of this 953-nucleotide messenger RNA. RefSeq lists its product as uncharacterized. NCBI's taxonomy places the organism in Eukaryota, Metazoa, Arthropoda, Arachnida, Ixodida, Ixodidae. The record is from RefSeq and is a predicted model, not a curated record.